AGAUUAUUGAUGUACAGUGCUUUUAACUGGUUGGACAUGUUGCUCGUGCUAUUGUUUUAUAUCUGUGCGUGUUCUGCCGAUCAGGAAUAUGACUAUAGUUCGGCUGUGGAUACCCUGGUGGAACUGAUACCGUUAGAGCGCUACUAUUACGGCAAUUUGAGUGCGUUUGCUGACAAAAUGGAGGCAAAAUUGAACACAAUACGGCGGGCACUCUCCAAGAUGCAACCUGUGCUGAAGGCGGCCGAGGACACGCAGGAGCUCUUUGUGGGCAAUCCGCUGCGCGCGUACUCCCUUCUGAGACACGUACACCACGACUGGCCGAAUUGGUUGGAUUUUAUGGAGGAAUCUGUUGGCGCCGAGGAGAUUAAGCACUUCCGCUCGCUGGAACUGCUGCUGCCCAACCAGACAGACAUGGCCGAUGCGGCUCUUGGCCUGGAACAUAUCCAGGACAUAUAUGGGCAGACUGAGCGGGAUUUGGCCUCUGGGCUGCUCCAUGGACAGCAGCAUAACGUCCAACUGGCAGCCAUGGAUUGCUGGAGCCUGGGCAGACACUACUACCACCUAAGCCGCUAUGUGGAGGCGAGUGUUUGGCUGGGCUUGGCCGCGGAGCGGUACAAUGUCAGCGAGGAGGAUUUAUAUGCCGUCCAGGGCUUCCAUCGCGUAGAAUUGUGGCAGCUGCAGGCGGCAUCUCUGAUGCGACAGAAUCGCAACGAGGACGCAUUGGCUGUCAUUAUCGGAGCCCUGGAAAAGCUUCCUUGGGACAUGCGUCUGCAGAGCCUGCGUUCGAGGCUGCAGAGCCGCUGGCUGGUGAGGCCUCGUCUGGAGUACGGUGAGGAACCUCUGCCACCAGCCAACUACAUGCAGCGUGGAUGUCGCGGGCAGUAUCCAUUGAAAACAAGUCUCCACUGCCGCUUCGGUUGGAUACCAUCCUACGCCCGCCUCAAGAUGGAGGAGCUACAGCUGGAUCCCUACAUUGUGCUCUACCAUGACGUGGUGUCCGCCAACGAGAUCGCGUUUCUGAAGAUCUACGCUAGGAUGAAUCUCACGCAGGAUCCGCAAAAGAUUUUGGCCAAACGCUGCGCCAUUCCCGAAUCCAUUCCGCAGCUGGAGAGCCUCAACAGGCGGAUGGAGCACAUGACUGGAUUAAGUCUAAACAGAUCCGAGAGCUGGAUAAUCACAAACUACGGGAUUGGGGGCUUCUUUGGGCUCCACAAGGACUACUUCGAUGAGAUCGAAGAGGAAUUGAGGGGCGACAAUCGCUUGUACACCAUCCAGAUAUUUCUGAGCAACGUGUCCCAAGGCGGCCACACAGUGUUCCCCCAACUGGAGGUGUCCGUGAAGCCACAGGCGGGCUCGUCUUUGGUUUUCUACAAUCUGCUGGAUUCUUUGGAGGGGGAUCCGCGUACCAGUCACUUUGCCUGUCCCGUCCUGGAUGGCGACAAGUGGAUAGCCACCAAGUGGCUCUCUGCCAAGGAGCAGAUAUUCCAGAAGAGCAGGAAAUGAAAGUUUAUUCUCUGUAUUUUGGACGCAUAAACGAUGCUUCAUCAGAGCCAAAGAAAAUUCAA
This is a messenger RNA of Drosophila obscura, 1565 nucleotides long. Its product is annotated as prolyl 4-hydroxylase subunit alpha-2-like. The record is from RefSeq and is a predicted model, not a curated record. Lineage: Eukaryota; Metazoa; Arthropoda; Insecta; Diptera; Drosophilidae. The transcript is spliced from 6 exons. The coding region runs from base 10 to 1503 and encodes 497 amino acids. Gene Ontology annotation, molecular function: procollagen-proline 4-dioxygenase activity; iron ion binding; protein binding. Gene Ontology annotation, cellular component: endoplasmic reticulum. Gene Ontology annotation, biological process: peptidyl-proline hydroxylation to 4-hydroxy-L-proline.